Molecule: messenger RNA, 1287 nt
Organism: Pelobates fuscus (common spadefoot toad)
Lineage: Eukaryota; Metazoa; Chordata; Amphibia; Anura; Pelobatidae
Product: alpha-1,4-N-acetylglucosaminyltransferase-like
Exons: 4
Coding region: 1-1287 (428 amino acids)
Biological process (GO): protein O-linked glycosylation
Molecular function (GO): acetylglucosaminyltransferase activity
Source: RefSeq, a predicted model, not a curated record
AUGGCGGAGGACCAAGCUGCACAAGAGGCGGAAACACCGCAUGAGACGUCACCGGGGACACACUGCACAGAGGAGAAACAGGACCCGACAUGCUCACCUGCCCCACCUGGAGAUACCUGGGACCAGAACCCUACAACAUCCCGCUCCGUUUCAGAUCCCAUCCAUGGACGAUCGGAAAGACUACAACAUGGAGCUAAAUUAGGAACACAGUGUUACAACAAUGCUAAGAACACUAAAGAUACUUGCCUUAUUGCUGUCCAUGUUAUCUCGGCAAGAUCAACCACUAGCAACAUAGAAGCUACAAGUUCUAAACAGAUAACUCAAGAUGACUUUGCAACUGAAGGAGAUGGUGUCUUCACUGUGAAUAUCACAAAUAAAUUGUUGAACGAAACAGAAAGUGUAUUUUACAAUCAUGUAAAUCCAUCAGAUAUUCUAAGCCAAGGCAAUGGUAUAAUAUUUAUUGAGACUGGAAACAGGACAUCAUCUUCCUUGGCGCUAUGUGCAAUUGAAUCAGCUGCUCGUGUAUAUCAUGAUAGACCAAUAGCUUUCUUCAAAAAUCGAUUUUCUGAAAUUAACUCAGUAAAUGAUAAGGAUUCAGCAGAAAGGAGGAUCCUCUCAUCUUUUCCAAACGUCUACAUCUUCCAUUUAAACUUAGAAGAAGCAUUUAAGGACACACCACUUUUACCAUGGUAUCAAAGGAUUAACCAUGCUCGUGAAUCCUACUGGCCGUACAUCAGUUCAGAUGGUUGCAGAUUGGCCCUUAUGUGGAAACACGGUGGGAUUUAUAUGGACUCAGAUAUCAUCUCUAUGCGACCCAUUCCAGAAAAAAACUUCCUUGCUGCACAAUCCUCACAAUUUUCAGGCAAUUGUAUUUAUGGAUUAACUCCACAACACAAUUUUACUUGGAGUGCCAUGGAAAAUUUUGUGAAGAACUAUAAUGGAGCAAUAUGGGGACAUCAAGGUCCUCAGCUUUUCACACGUGUCCUGAAGAAAUUUUGUGACAUACCAAAAUUUACAACAAUCGAAGAUGUCAAUUGUGGAAAUAUCUCCUUCUUGCACCCACAACGCUUCUCUCCAAUUUCAUACCCUAAUUGGAGAAGAUACUUCGAGACCUGGGACAAGUUUCCAACAUUUAAUGACAGCUAUGCACUGCAUCUCUGGAAUAAAAUGAAUGCAAAACAUAUGACUAUGGUUCCGGGGAGUAACACAUUGGUAGAGCAUAUUUACACACAACACUGUCCCACCAUGUAUGGAGUUCUUAAGAGAAAUGAAACUAAUCCAUUUUAA